AUGAGCUCGCCUUCGAUGUCAGUCAAGAGUAUCGUCGCUCGGCUGCUCGCUGGGUUUAGCCUCCGAAUGGAUGUCUCGUCAACAGUGGCUACCUGGCUCUCUCUCGCCGUUACGGUGGUAGGGCUGGGCUCCAUUGUCACCCAAUUCGGGACGAUCAUCGAUCAGACUGACCCCUUCCACACCCUGCGAGAUGUACAACACCUGGGCCGCUGGCGGUUCUGGCAGCCACAUGUACCAUGGUAUAGAGUCGUGAAGCCCCCUCUUGUCGGGCCUACCGUUCAUGUCAGUCGGCGGCCACUCGCGCAGCCAACAGGUAAGGCUGCAUGGUCUAUCCUGCUCAACGUCAUUCAUCCACCUUCUACCACCCUGGGACAGCCCUCCCAGACCGGCUCGUUAGUCUCUACCAAAAGCCCCGUCAAGACUGAGCACGUCGUGACCAUCUCGGGAGAACCGCCAGUCCAGCUGCCAACCUGGGAUAGCCUCCCUCGAGGCCCUCUCACCAAGCACAAGCUAACCGCUUGCACGGUCAUCUCUCGCGCAACUCUCAUGGCUCUAUUCACCGUAACCAAUGCUCGACCAGUGUUUCGACACAGCGGCGCAUCUGGCCAUCAAGCCGCAUACGCCUCCUACUGCGGACAAUGGUACGUCGAAUGGCCCAUUGGCGACGCCGCACACGUCCACUUCGCGGCACACGAUUCGCACACUCUGAACAAAGACGUCUACCCCCCGACCUUUGAAGUCCGCGUCGACCGUUGUCUGCGCAUGCUAGCCGGUGUCAUCGAAAGCCCCGCGUCCUCUGCACCAUUCAAAUGCGCCUUCCCCGGCCGCAAAGCAUCAGGCAGAUGGAUUCUCGAACACAUCGUGCGAGGCUUUGGCGGCGCCCACGGCAGCAGACACCUCUACAACAUGAUUGGAGGCAACGUCAAUGAAGUCGAUCUUCUAUUGAUGAAGCCCGUCACCGAGGACAAUAAUGACUACGACAUACCAGAGCUAGAAUCCAGUUCCACCACUCUCUCCCUCCCCAGUACCGAAUCCAACCCCCGCCACCAAUCCACUACCAUCACCACCCACUCCGUAACCCUACACAUCCCACCCCACGAAGCCACCAUCCUCAACACCUGCCUCGACUACCUCCCAUGGUCCUCCCUCUCAUGGUCCAUCCACCGCGGCCUCCGCGACAUCCUCCUCGCCUUCGCCAAACCUCGCAUGAACCACUACCGCGCCCAACUCGCCCAUACCCUCCGCACCACCGUCUCCACACACGCAGAGCAUCUCAUCGCCCGCGGCUGGGACCCCCAGUUCGUCCACAACGGCAGCAUGGCCGACCUAGCCGCGGGUGCCGUGUUAGCCGGGAGCGGCAAUUCCGGGGACGCGGUGCGCAUCGUCACGGAUAUAGCGGCAGUGUGGUAUGAGGGUCGGAUAAAAAGUGGUGAUGGGUUAGAUAGUAUAGUAUCAUUCGAUGAGACCAUGUUCUGGAGGGUUCCUCACCAGCCGGAGGAAGAAGUAGGUGGGGAGAGGGGAGAGCUAAGUUCCAUGGCUGUUGUGGCGCUAGUCAAGUUCUUUGUUCUGGAAUGGAGUGUGGAGUUGGAUUAUCAGAUGUAUCAUGAUUUGCCGUUGGAGUUGUAUUUGGGAUGAUAUCUUAUACACCUCCUUUUCUUGUUCUUUUCGUUCAUGUCCUAGAGGGUUUUGCGGUUAUUGAUAUCGUUAUUGGUGAAUUAUCGUGGUAAGAAAU
This is a messenger RNA of Aspergillus vadensis CBS 113365, 1732 nucleotides long. RefSeq lists its product as uncharacterized. Lineage: Eukaryota; Fungi; Ascomycota; Eurotiomycetes; Eurotiales; Aspergillaceae. The coding region runs from base 1 to 1635 and encodes 544 amino acids. The transcript is spliced from 2 exons. The record is from RefSeq and is a predicted model, not a curated record.